Molecule: messenger RNA, 1675 nt
Organism: Myzus persicae (green peach aphid)
Lineage: Eukaryota; Metazoa; Arthropoda; Insecta; Hemiptera; Aphididae
Product: histone H2A deubiquitinase MYSM1-like
Exons: 6
Coding region: 278-1162 (294 amino acids)
Molecular function (GO): protein binding
Source: RefSeq, a predicted model, not a curated record
UUCGAGACUAAGUUCAUCUACUUCACCAGAUUCACAUGUCUACAAUUUACUCUUCACGUCCCCGGAUUCCCUUUCGCUUUUUACCGCUCUACAUAUGUUGUCCACGUUGCCUGGACGUCCGACGUAGCGAAUUUGCGAAUUGCGGUCGAAGAGAUCACUGAUCGAUAUUCAAUUGCCCGGGUCGCUGUACAUUCAUCCUAGACUGUAUGUGCUCGUUAUAACAAGUCAAUGAAAAGAGCUGCUUGUUUUUUUUUUUUCAAGUCGGAAUUUGUGUGUGAUGGACGACGAAAUAAUAGACGUGAUCACCGAAUGUAGUUUCAAUUAUUUGGAAUCCCUGUACGAACCGUGGAACAAUUCGACAUCAUAUAACCCAAUUAGUCCUCAAUGGUUGAUUCAACUGGCAGACGAUUGGAACUCAGAACAUAGUGUUCGCAAGGAUGAUUCAAGGAAAUUGAAAAAACGUCUAUCAGAAGACGUUUGUGAUGAGUCUAAAUAUCGGGAGAUCCUCAAUAAAUAUAAAGAGAAUGAUGUAUUUGUACUACCGAACGGUGAAGAAAUAGUUAGGGUUCGUAAUGAUUCAAGUUCUGAUUCAGAAAUCGAUAUUAUGGAUGGAGAGGCCAAUAAUAAUAAUGUUGAAGAUUGGCAGUCAGUUAUAUCACAUGGUUUCACGAGAGAUAUUGAACACAUACCAGCACCCACCCAAGAAAGAUUUCUAGAAAGUAAUAUUAUAACUGCAGAUGAAAGAUAUUAUCAUCCAAACUUAUUUGGGAAAAAAGAUGAUAAAAAAUAUUUAAAAGUAAGAAAUACUUUAUUAGAUUUAUGGAAAGCAAAUAAGCCAUGUUAUGUAUCAAAAACAUUUGCUAAACAAAAAAUGAAAAAGUGUGGUACGGCAAAAGAAAUUGGACAGGUACAUUCAUAUCUUGAACAUAGAGGGUACAUUAAUUUUGGAUGUGAUGAAUGUAAAUAUCAUAAAAAUAUUAAAAAAGAAUUAGCUAAAGCAAGAAUAUUGAAAACUCAGUAUAAUUUAAAACCACCUCUUCUUCAUGGAAAAAAUAAAUCUUUUAAAAAAAUAAAAGCAAUGGGUGGUUACACAAUAUGCCACGAUAAAACUUCAUCUCCAUGGGAGCAUAAUUAUUCAGUUCCCAAAAAAAAUAAACGUUAACUAAAAUAUUUGUUGUAUAAAAAGCACUUUGGCUGUGAAUGGGUUACAUUUUGGUAAUUAUUCAAAUAUUAAAUAUGUAUUGGUUUUUCUUUUUAUUUGUAAAAACUGUCUUAUUUUUUUAAAAAAAUGACUGAAGCAAAUAAAUGCAAUUAUAAUUUUCAUUAUUUAUUAAAUACAUAAAAUAUAUGAAUGUAAACAAAAUAAAUAUCAAAAAUAGUGACCCAUGUUCUAAACUUACUUGUAAAUAGCUUAUAUUUUGACUUUUGUAAUCCGUUUGCUAUAAUCGUUGACUAUUAUUUUUAUUGUUACACCAUUUACUAAAUUUUUAGAAACCUGUAUCAUAUGAAAUAACUUGUAUUAAUUGUGUAAUAAUUAUUAUUGUAAAAAUGCCUAUUGAUUAAUGAGUAUGAACUUAGGAUUAUUAUGUUAAAAAACAACUAUUUUUAUUUAAUACAGUUAGUUUUAACUUAUGCAUAAUAAUGUAACAAUAAACAACUGAUUAUUUUUAAAUAA